AGGGUAAUUGUGUCAAGAUAAGCGUCAAACUGUCGUCAGUUUCCCCAUCUCCUGCUUGCCUCUCAGCUUCCAAGUCCCGGUGAAGUUGAAGACCGUAAAAACAUCUUCAACCUCACGCGGCCUUCGUUUUUCCAUUAACAUGGACAAUGGAAAUUCCCAUCCUGCCCUUGUGCCCUGCACCGAAGACCGCAUCAAGCUCAACGUCGGCGGCAAGUUCUUCGAAACCACCUUGUCAACGAUGCAGGCCGGCGGACCCGACUCUCUCUUAGCCGCCCUAUCGAACCGCUCCACCGACGACCCGAACCCGGUUUUCAUAGACCGGGACCCGGAGAUCUUCUCCGUCAUCCUGUCUCUUCUCCGAUCGAACGGUCUGCCUUCAACGGCUCGCCGAUUCUCCAAGCAAGAGCUUGCCGAUGAAGCACUCUACUACGGCAUCGAGUCGCAGCUCAAGUCGGCUAUGUCGCCGCCUCCUUUCUCCGGUAUCGACGCCUCCAUCGUCACCACCGUCCAACCAGCCUCCGAUGGCUGCCCCUCAGCGAUCGCCACCGGCGACGAUGGCUCCGUCUGGAUUGCCCAUGGCGGCCAGCUGUCGAGCUACGAUUGGAAUCUGAGCCAUUCCGGAACGAUUCGAACGCAUUUGGAGGACAUAACCUCGAUUUGUCGAGUGUAUCCUGACAUCGCCGCCGUAGGAUCCGAAUCAUCUGCGGGGCUUUACUUCUACGACUUCUCCGGCGUGCGAAACCUCGGGUCGAUCCACUGGACCGACCCGAACGAUCCGAGAAUCUUCAAGGCCCGAGUCACCGCCAUUGCCGACUCGCCGGGCUCGGUCUUCGCGUCGUUCGAUUGCCCGCACCGAGAGAAUUGCAUACUCUUGAUCGACAAAUCCACGCUGAAGAUUGUGUCGGAGCUAAGCCGGCAGCCGGGGAGCUCGGCGAAGAACCUAGCCGUUGGAAAGCUGAGGUGGCUUCCAGAGACGAGCAUGGUAGUUGGGAGCUCGGUCACGAGCGGCGCGUUUGGGUACUCGGGGUAUAUCCGAAUUUGGGACCCGAGGGCGAAUGAGAUGGUUUGGGAAGCGAUCGAGCCGGGUUCGGGCCGGAGCAGUAGGUUCGGGGACUCAUUCGCUGACGUGGAUGCCGACGUCGAAGAGUCGACCCUGUUCAAGGUGUGUUCAAAGUCUGGGGAUUUGGCAGUGGCAGACUUGCGUAAACUAGGCGAUGAUCCGUGGGUUUAUUUACAAGACAAGAACCCGAGCAUGAGGAACACAAGCGGCGAUCGGCCGGUUGGCCAUAGCAGUAGUGUAAUUCGCUGUUACAGAAAGCAAGUGUUUGUUGGGAGGGAAGGUGGGUUGGAGGUUUGGUCGAGAGUGGGAAAAGCAGAAAACUGGGUGGCAAUAGAAAAUGGGGUUUGUGAGGGGUGGUAUAGGAGGAAUUUUGUGGAUAAAGUUGAGGAUUCUGAGAGAGGGGUUAUACAGAAAAUCGAAGGCGGCGGAGAUAGGCUCUUUGUGAUAAGAGAAGAAGUUGAAGGUGUUGAGGUUUGGGAGAGCUCUUGUUCUUCUGGUGCAGUUUCAGUUUUGUGAUUAAGAAGGAGGCUCUGUAAUAUCAAACACUGUAUUGGUACUAUGUUUUGCGUUUCUGGGCAUAUUGGCAUUAUGGCACAUUGUCUCCUUUACCUGGUAUUUUCUUAUGUAAUUACGUGCUAAGAGAGGAGUUACCUUGAAAGAAAGUUGGUAUGGAGUGGAGGAAUGUCAACAAUGAGAAGUUUGCAUCAUUCACAUGAUUGAAGGCUUUCAAUUAGCUUAGUCUCAUUUAAGUCAGGGCCAGUGAUUGCAGACAUGUACGUCAACAACGCAUUUGCAAAUUGCUGGGGACCAAAACUCUUCUCAUGCAGGGGUUUGGGAUUUUUGUCAAUGUCAAUACCGCCAGUACUUUCUAAAGCCACAGGCACCUGAGUGUAUAUGAGACUGAAUGCGUAGAUGAGCAAAUUGCGGAAAUUUUUGGUCUCUUAACUUAAGCAUGCAACCAUGUGCACUGCAAGGUUGUCCAUCUACUUUGAAUGUCCCUCGGCCAGUUGGUCUAUCAGGAGGCAGAAUUGGGGUUUGCCACAUGAUUUAAUCCCCUAAUUUCUGAUUGUUUGUGGCAAAUCAAGAUCAAGAAAGGUAACUCCCCCAGUUGGAACAUCAUUUGUACUUUCAGUAGUAAGUUGUGUUAUUGCUCUACAAGCUGAUCCUCGGGAAGCUAGAUAUGGUUAUGAACACGGUAUGAUUGACAAGAUCCAUGAGGCCAUCCGCAUGAGUCUGUUCUGGGUUCUUACACACAUCUUCUCCUUGGAGCCAUAAAUAGAAUCGGUGAUAUGAGCUGUGCUGGUAUUUUCAAGGGUUUAUUAGUGAAAGAGGUGACUAGCAGGUACUUGAUCGAUGUUCACUUGGUGUGCAAGUGGACUGAUGUUCAGAAGACAAGGAAACACCGGGCCGCUACCAGGGGAUGAGGAAACUAAUGAGCGAUUUGAUGAUUUGUUGUACAAAUAUGAUUAUCAGAAUGAGCAGAUAAGUGGUGUAUGAAGUCAAUUGCAGAAUGGUAUGUGCUGCUGGGUGUCAUUGAUCCGCAGAUAAUGUAUUCGUCAGCAGUGUAUGAAAUCUGUUACCAGAUAAUGAAAUACCCUCCUUAUGCAAUGCAAGCACUAUUUUUAACAAUUUUGACUAUUGUGAGGUACAACUCCAAUCUUCACAAUCUCAAUCAUGAAGAAUUCUUUUAAUUAUUUAUUUAUACUCGUUUUUAUUUUUAAAUAAGCACCUGAACCAAUCAUAGAGGCAGGGCUGUUUUAAAUACGAGCUUCGUAGUAUCAUACUCAACUCAAUUAACUAAAAUAUUUGUCUUCAACUUUUUAUUUUAUAAAAAGUCAGAAACCAAGGGACUGAAAAUACGAAAAUAUUUGUCUUCUAAAAUUGGUGGCAGAGCAGAAUGUCAACGUGUGGAGUUUAGACAUCAAUAUCCUCACGCGGCAGGGAAGAACAUGACUUAGAUGUUUAUUAAUUAAACUUCUGCUAAAUUAGAUUAUUAAGAGGAAUGCAACAUAAAUUAUUUGUUUGCUACACUGGACAGGUCUAUUCUUCUUUAGUUAAAAAGGAAAAAACCUUCUAACUGUGCAAGUUCUGUGAACUAAAUUCUUCCAUUGGCAAAACUCUGUUAGGCUGCUGUUCUUUCUUUCUUCCUCCCCAACUGUUCCUCCUCAGUCCUCCUCACAAAGUGAGAUGUUAGAAAUGUUAACUUUGGUGAAGAUCACUGGUAACUAGACAUAGCUACCCUUUGAGCCAUUACUUGUUAUAUGUUUGACUUUUUUUUAAUCUAAUCUUCCAUCAUGCAUAGCAUUUUCUUUAAUUCUUUUGCUUCUGCUCCUAAACUGUACGUAGUGCUGACAUGGGCGGAUGUCCUCGCUGCGUAUGCAAUGUGGAUGACCAUGGUAUACUUAACUGAGGUAUGGAAGCUCAAUUUCACACAUGCUGCUGCAAUUGUCAAUUUGUACUGGGGCAUUGUAGCCGUACUACCAGUGGGCUUGCAAUUUCUUGUGGAUGCUUUCAUGGGUAACUAUUGGAUGGUCUUGGUCUCCAGUUUCGCGUACAGUGCUGGCUUGGGUUUUUUGUCAAUGUCAACACCACCAGCUCUUGCUGGGGCAACAGGCACUUGCAGUGCAUAUGAGCCGGAGUGCAUAGGCCAAGGACAAAAAAUCCUCUUUUAUACAGCAGUAGCUCUAAUAGCUGUGGGAAUGUCUGGUCACUUAACCUCAUUAGGGGCAUUCAUUGCUGAGCAGUUUAUGGACUCACAAUCAGACCUUGACGACAGCAUGCCCUGUCACUUUUUCCUGAGCUUCUUGAUGGUGAUCCUCAUCCCUAUAGCCGGAGUUUUUGCUAUUUAUUAUAUAAAGCCUUGGUCAAUUAGGUAUGGCAUCCCAGCCAUAUGUACCUUGGUAGCAACACUUAUUUUCUUGACUGGUUCGUGUUCAUAUCACACUCAUAGAGCACAAGGCAGCCCUCUCACUACUCUGUUUAGGGUGUUUGUGGCCUCUGCCUCCAAAAUAUUCAGAAGAUGCCCGAGAGAUGCCUCUCAUCUCUAUGAAAAACGUGAUGAUGGUUAUCAGAUAUCUCAUACUCAUCGCCUCAGGUGUCUAGACAAGGCUGCGAUUAUAUUAGCCGCCCAACCUCUAGAGCAACAACAAAAUAAUAGGUGGAGGCUUUGCAGAGUCACAGAAGUGGAAGAAACCAAAAGCAUCCUAUGCAUGAUUCCCAUAUGCACAACCUUUAUCCUAAUGGGUGUUGUAUCUUCUAUUGGAAAUACCUACUUUAUCGAGCAAGCAACUCACAUGAAUCGAAAAGUUGGACGCAUAAAGGUUCCUCUUCCAAUCCUUCUAUGGUUCUAUGACCGUGCCAAACAACAAUUUGCCAAAAGCUACUUCCAAAUUGGAGGACUAACAAGGUAUGGCCCCCUAAUUGGAAUUGCUGUGUCAAUGAUAUUUGCAAUUCUAUGUUGUAUCACAGCUGCAAAAGUGGAGACAAGAAGGUUAGGCGUGGUUAAGAGACACGGUCUAAUUGACAAGCCUGAGGAAACAAUUCCCAUGAGCAUCUUUUGGUUGCUUCCACAGUUUCUUCUCCUCGGAGGCCUUGAUGGGAUUGCAGACAAUAGCAUUGGUUGGUUCUUCAUUGAUCAGGUCCCUCCAUCCAUGGCUCGGUACAUGGUUCUAUUUGCUAUUGCUCUUUUUGGAGUGGGGAUUAUGGGCAGUGUCUUGUCAGUUUAUCUAGUGGGUGAGAUAAGUGGAAGGGGAGGGAAACCCAGUUGGUUUCAAGAGACUCUAAACAAGAGUCGUUUGGAUCAAUAUUAUUGGACCUUGGCUGCAUUGGCUGCAGCUAAUCUUGUUCUGUAUGUUUUGAUGAGCAUUUGGUAUGCUUAUAACGAUUUAAGGUUGGAGGACGACGAAGCACCUGAUUAUGGGGAAACUGCUGAGCCAUUUGA
Messenger RNA from Prunus mume (Japanese apricot), 5000 nucleotides. NCBI's taxonomy places the organism in Eukaryota, Viridiplantae, Streptophyta, Magnoliopsida, Rosales, Rosaceae. The record is from RefSeq and is a predicted model, not a curated record.